This is a messenger RNA of Malassezia vespertilionis, 924 nucleotides long. RefSeq names its product ribonuclease III. The transcript is spliced from 3 exons. NCBI's taxonomy places the organism in Eukaryota, Fungi, Basidiomycota, Malasseziomycetes, Malasseziales, Malasseziaceae. Gene Ontology annotation, cellular component: mitochondrion. The coding region runs from base 1 to 924 and encodes 307 amino acids. The record is from RefSeq and is a predicted model, not a curated record.
AUGUUGGGCGCUACUGCGGCGCUACUGCGUGCGGUGCCGCGCGGCGUGCAGCACCGGCAUUUUGCGACAUCGCCCGGCGCAGUAAAGCUUGCGUACGAUGUAGCGCCUCCGGGAUCGGCGCGCGGCGUGUCGGAAAAGACGAACGCGGUUGUUGUCCUGCACGGCCUUUACGGCUCGCGCCGCAACUGGCGCUCGAUUGCCAAGCGUGCUGCGCACAUGCUUUGCGUUCCCGUCUACUCGCUCGAUCUGCGCAACCACGGAGAGUCGCCGCAUGCAGAGACAAUGACGUACGAGGACAUGGCUGGCGACGUGCAUGCAUUUAUCCAGGAGCAGCGACUAAACAAGGUCGCCUUGAUUGGCCACUCGUUGGGCGGCAAGGUCGCCAUGACGCUUGCGCUUAACCCUGCGGUGCCGCAAGGUACCCUCUCGCACAUGAUCAGCGUCGAUAUGUCGCCGUCGCAGGGUGCGAUUUCCCCCGGGUUUAUGGCGUACAUAAAAGCCAUGAAGGAGAUCGAGCGUGCGAAUGUGUCGAAGCAGAGCGAUGCGCAGGCGAUACUUUCACGGACGGAGCCUGAUCCCGACGUGCUCCAGUUUCUGCUUACCAACCUCUUGCCGGGCGCGCCGAAACGCUUCCGUUUGCCGCUGGACACGCUGCAGCGCUCGCUGGAGGGCGUCGGGGCGUUUCCUUUUGCGCAGCCGGGGGCGGACGAUGGGCGCGAGGUGCGGACGUGGGAUGGCCCUUCGCUGUUUAUCAAAGGAAAAAAGAGCAAGUACUUGAACCGGCACACGAUUGCACUGGCCAAGGAAUACUUUCCGCACAUGCAGCUUGCAGAGAUGGAUACAGGGCACUGGUGCCAGGCCGAGGACCCAGCCACGUUUCUUGACUACAUCCAGCGCUUUUUGUGCGGCGACCCAGUGUCGUGA